AUGACCGAUUUCGGCUUGUCAUCUCAAUUCCCCCAAGACGAUGACUCGGCCACAUUGGCUGACCGACUCAUGGUAAAAUUCGCCCUUUUCCUUGGCCCCGUCUCUAGGGGGGAUGAGAAGCCGCGCCUACCGAAGCUGCAAGUGGGCUGUCGCGUCGGGUUGGUGGGUUUGAGCGGGGGGCGCAUCGCGCGCAUCGGGCGGGUUGCAUCGACUGCAGCGACGUGCAGGCCCGAGAACCCUGGAACAUCGCGUGCCCCCCAUCCCCUUUUACCCACACUCUUGCCUGUUGUGGAAGAUGAGGCCCUGGACCCCUGGUCGAACCCAAUCGGCAAAUCGACCCGCGGGACUGGCGCAUCUUAUUUCUUCUUAGUCGCGACUUUUUGUCGACGUCACUUUUGGAGCUUGGUCAUUGGCUCAAACCCUUGUUAUCUGUCAUUCUCCGGACAUCGGCCCUAUAAACACUUAACGGAAGGCCUCACGCCGGGUUCGCCAAAGUGGCUCCCCACGUGUUUUUCUGGUGUUUCGUGGCCGAUUGGCAUGUGGGAACCACCCGCCACCAGCGUCGGUAGCCUCAAAAAAAUCCAAGCGGCAACGGACGAGACCGGCGACCCGAACCUAGGAAAUGGGGACCACCGGGUUUAG
Molecule: messenger RNA, 642 nt
Organism: Sodiomyces alkalinus F11
Lineage: Eukaryota; Fungi; Ascomycota; Sordariomycetes; Glomerellales; Plectosphaerellaceae
Exons: 5
Coding region: 1-642 (213 amino acids)
Source: RefSeq, a predicted model, not a curated record